CUCUCACUAAAUCUGAUCCCAGCUCCACACUCCUCUCUCUCUGAAACCCUAAGCCCCACUCUCUCUCUCUCUCUCUCUGCAAGUCCAUCCAUGGCAGAAACCACACCUAAGAGACCCUAUCAAUCACCAAGAAAGCAACAAAAGCAACAAUUUUCUCCCUCAAUUUCACUGACUCCACAAACCCCACAAACCCUAGCCUCUUCAGGUACUCGCCGAUCUUCGCGUCGCCGCUCUCUUCUGGAAGAUCCCACCACUCCGGAAAAGCCCUUUUCAUCAAUUGAAAAACCCGUCAAUGAUUCGCCUAAAAGUUCAAAUCUUGGAAGAAAUGGUGAAGGAUUGAAGCAGAGGAUAAAUUUGAGUAAAGAAGAGAGAGGAGAAACACCGAAGAGCAAGAAAAAUGUUAAGGAUGAGAAUGUGAAAACCCCGAGAUCAAAGCGGAAAAAUGAUGAGUUGUAUUCAGUUGAGGUUAUGUUUUCGCCUGUUUCGCCUGAAUUAUCCGAGACAAAGAAGAAGAAAAGGGAGGAUUUUUGUGAAGAAAAGACUGCUGUUGUGACGAGAUCGAAGGCGAAAUGGAGAAAUGGGAAAGUGGAUGAUGGGGGGAAGAAGAAGAAGAGGGUAUAUUACAAGAAGGUGGUGUAUGAUGGCGGUGAAUUUGAGGUAGGAGAUGAUGUGUAUGUGAAGAGGAGAGAGGACGCGAGCUCGGACGAUGAAGACCCUGAAGUUGAGGAGUGUAGAGUUUGUUUUAAGGCUGGGAGAAGUGUUAUGAUAGAAUGUGAUGAUUGUUUAGGUGGGUUUCACUUGAAAUGCUUGAAACCACCAUUGAAGCAAGUUCCUGACGGUGAUUGGGUGUGCACAUUUUGUGAGGCAAGAAAAAUGGGGAAGGAGGUUGAAUUGCCUAAGCCACCGGAGGGGAAGAAGAGGGUUAGGACAAUGAGGGAGAAGCUUCUCUCGAGCCAUUUGUGGGCUGCCCACAUUCAGAGUAUGUGGAAAGAAGUGGAUGGAAACUAUUGGUGUCAUGUGCGUUGGUAUAUGAUACCAGAAGAGACUGUUUCUGGGAGACAACCUCAUAAUUUGAGGAGGGAACUUUAUAGAACCAACGAUUUUGCUUACAUUGAGAUGGAAUCUAUCAUUAGGCAUUGCUUUGUCAAGAAUCCCAAAGAAUUUUCCAAGGCCAGCAAUGAAGGGGAUGAUGUCUUUCUAUGUGAAUAUGAAUAUGACAUACAUUGGCACAGUUUCAAGCGCAUUGCUGAGAUUGAUAAUGAAGGGGAUGGCGAAGAUGCUGACAGUGAUGAAGACUGGAAUUUGUGUAAGGCUGCUGACUCUGAUACUGAUGAAGACAUGGAAUACGAAGAGGAAUAUGUGAAGAAUUUACAAACCAGACCUCCCACAGCUCAUGAGUUGGCUGCAAACUCAAGGAAGGGUCGCUUCUUUGGACUUCAAAAGAUAGGGACAAAGAGAAUCCCAGAGCAUGUGAGAUGCCAUAAACCAACUGAAAUAGAAAGAGCUAAAGCAACACUUUUGUUGGCAACUCUACCCAAAUCUCUACCUUGUAGAAAUAAAGAAAUGGAGGAGGUAACAACAUUUAUAAAGGGUGCCAUCUGUGAUGAUCAUUGUCUGGGACGUUGCCUGUAUAUUCAUGGUGUUCCAGGCACUGGCAAGACAAUGAGUGUACUUUCUGUUAUGCGGAACCUGAAGUCUGAAGUUGAAGCAGGAAGUAUAAGACCAUACAGUUUUGUGGAAGUCAAUGGUCUAAAGUUGGCAUCUCCCGAGAAUAUUUAUAGGGUUAUAUAUGAAGCAUUAAGCGGGCAUAGGGUUGGUUGGAAAAAGGCUCUCCAAUUACUGAAUGAGCGAUUUUCAGAUGGAAAGAAAAUCUGCAAAGAAGAUGACCGGCCUUGUAUUCUACUCAUUGAUGAACUUGAUCUUCUUGUAACCAGAAAUCAAUCGGUUCUUUAUAACAUUCUUGAUUGGCCCACUAAGCCUCAUUCCAAAUUGAUUGUGAUAGGAAUAGCAAAUACUAUGGACCUUCCAGAAAAGUUACUUCCUCGUAUUUCAAGCCGCAUGGGUGUACAAAGGCUUUGCUUUGGCCCUUAUAAUUAUCAGCAGCUCCAAGAAAUUAUUUCAAGUCGCCUUGAAGGAAUUGAAGCAUUUGAAAGACAAGCUAUAGAAUUUGCCUCAAGAAAGGUAGCAGCUAUUUCAGGAGAUGCACGUCGUGCUCUGGAGAUAUGCAGGCGUGCUGCAGAAAUUGCUGAUUAUCGUAUUAAGAAAUUAACUGUGAACCCCAGUUCUGCUUCUGCAGGAAAAGGCCUUGUUGCUAUGGCAGAUGUUGAAGCAGCUAUUCAGGAAAUGUUCCAGGCACCUCAUAUUCAGGUUAUGAAAAGUAGUUCCAAGCUGAGCAAAAUCUUUUUAACAGCCAUGGUGCAUGAGCUCUAUAAAACUGGGAUGGGUGAAACUGACUUUGAAAAGUUGGCAAUGACUGUUUCUUUUAUCUGUACAAGCAAUGGAGAAACAUUUCCUGGUUGGGACAUACUCUUGAAAGUGGGCUGUAAGCUUGGUGAGUGCAGAAUUAUUCUAUGUGAACCAGGAUCCAGGCACAGGUUGCAAAAGUUACAGCUCAAUUUUCCCAGUGAUGAUGUGGCUUUCGCGCUGAAAGACAGCAAGGAGCUACCAUGGUUGUCCAAGUAUCUAUGAUUUCAAGACUUCCAUUUUCAGAAUUUUCACAUUCCUAUUUCAAAGCAACAAUUUUGAUCUUUGGAUGUCGCCAACUUUUUUUUUUUUUUUUUUUCAAUUUACUUUUAAACGCGCGAUUCAAGUGCUUCUAUUAAAAAAAUGCCUAUUCCGGAUAAAAGGAAUUGCUUAAUUUGAGGAACUGCAUAUUUUCUGUAUUGAGGAAACCCUGAGGCUAGAAACAGUCAAAUAUGGAAAGUUGUCAUUUAUCUCA
Pistacia vera is the source of this 2938-nucleotide messenger RNA. RefSeq names its product origin of replication complex subunit 1B-like. Gene Ontology annotation, molecular function: DNA replication origin binding; chromatin binding; ATP binding. Gene Ontology annotation, cellular component: nuclear origin of replication recognition complex. Gene Ontology annotation, biological process: mitotic DNA replication checkpoint signaling; DNA replication initiation. The record is from RefSeq and is a predicted model, not a curated record. Lineage: Eukaryota; Viridiplantae; Streptophyta; Magnoliopsida; Sapindales; Anacardiaceae. The transcript is spliced from 16 exons. The coding region runs from base 91 to 2688 and encodes 865 amino acids.